Messenger RNA from Suncus etruscus (white-toothed pygmy shrew), 667 nucleotides. RefSeq names its product proliferation and apoptosis adaptor protein 15 (gene PEA15). Lineage: Eukaryota; Metazoa; Chordata; Mammalia; Eulipotyphla; Soricidae. Gene Ontology annotation, molecular function: protein binding. The transcript is spliced from 4 exons. The coding region runs from base 142 to 534 and encodes 130 amino acids. Gene Ontology annotation, biological process: negative regulation of extrinsic apoptotic signaling pathway via death domain receptors; MAPK cascade. The record is from RefSeq and is a predicted model, not a curated record.
CUCGAGCGUUCCAGAAGGCCCCGCCCCGGCUCUGACGUCGAGUCGGGCGCGGGGGGCUGGGCGCGACGGAAGCGGCGCGGGAGGAGCUGGACGUUUCGGACCCGGGACGGGACGGCGAGCGCCGCGCCCAGCGCCGGGGCCAUGGCGGAGUACGGGAGCCUCCUGCAGGAGCUGACUGACAACAUCACGGUGGAGGACUUGGAGCAGCUCAAGUCAGCAUGCAAGGAGGACAUUCCCAGUGAGCGCAGUGAGGAGAUCACCACCGGCAGCGCCUGGUUCAGCUUCCUGGAGGCCCACAACAAGCUGGACAAAGACAACCUCUCCUACAUUGAGCACAUCUUCGAGAUCUCCCGCAGGCCUGACCUGCUCACCAUGGUUCUGGACUAUAGGACCCGCGUGCUCAAGAUCUCGGCUGAGGAUGAGCUGGACACGAAGCUCACACGCAUCCCCAGCGCCAAGAAGUAUAAAGACGUCAUCCGGCAGCCAUCAGAGGAGGACAUCAUCAAGCUGGCACCACCACCCAAGAAAGCCUGAAGCGCCGGGCACCAGGUCGGCCCAGCUGGCUGCGCUCACUAACGGCCCUAACCCUGUGCGUGCGUGUCUGUGCGUGUGCGCACGCUCCGGCUGUCUGUCUGUGUCUAGCACACCUAGUUCCUCCAGUGAGGGG